Molecule: messenger RNA, 1462 nt
Organism: Dinoponera quadriceps
Lineage: Eukaryota; Metazoa; Arthropoda; Insecta; Hymenoptera; Formicidae
Gene: Dcps
Product: m7GpppX diphosphatase
Exons: 5
Coding region: 255-1298 (347 amino acids)
Biological process (GO): deadenylation-dependent decapping of nuclear-transcribed mRNA
Cellular component (GO): nucleus; P-body
Molecular function (GO): hydrolase activity; RNA 7-methylguanosine cap binding
Source: RefSeq, a predicted model, not a curated record
UUCUCGACCAGUGAAGCUGACUCAGCCGAAAAGAACAGAUCAGUUUUCUCCCCUCGACGUUAAAAUCCAGAAGUAUACGCCAAUCAGAUCCUCGAAUCAGCAACUGCCAACGAGCGCUUCGUGUCCGGCUGAACGUAACCAUUACAAUAAUCGAAGCUCGUACAGUAGAAAAUACAUGAGCAAGAAUUAAACUUGCGGAAACACGGUACGCGCGUCGGAACGAAUAUCUGCGAAGAUAAAAGAAAGCAACGAGCAUGGCUGAGAAAUGUGCCGCGAAUAUUGACGACGAUGGAGAUUGUCCGGCGCCAAAGAGGGCCAAAUUGGCCACCGACGACGACGAUGACGACGACGGCAGGAAAAACGACUCGAUCGAGAAAGUGGACGGCGUGUGUGAACAUACGAAUCUGUCGGGUUUCAAAAUGACGAGGGUGCUUCAGAAUAAUUGCGCGCGUAAGCUGAUAUGCGUGGAGGGGACGUUUGAGGAUCGCGCAGACCCAGCUAUCGUUUUGCUGGAGCAAAAGAGUUUCCCCAACGAUGAGAUGUUCCUGAAGAAGGGCUUCUUCAGUGAAAAAGCGACUUAUCAGAAGAACUGUGCGAACGACGUCUAUGAGAAUUACGAUUGUUUCCCGGCCCAGGAAUAUAACAGCCUACACGCUACUGUGAUACAUCCUGCUACACCAACUCAAAUCGAAAAGUACAAGAGGCAGGAAUCGUUGCAUAUAGUAGACGAGACGUACGAGCUCUAUCAGCAAGUUACUCUCCCUUACAUAGAGUCUAGGAGCUUGAGUUUAGAGUGGAUAACUAAUAUUCUCGAGCACAAAGCUGAAGAAGAGAAUAUUAUUUAUGAGGACACUGACAAGGAAACUGGUUUUAUCCUAGUAACAGAUUUCAAAUGGGACAAACGGCUCGAUACAUUAAAGCUGUUAGCCUUGCCCUUGAAAAAGAUAAAAUCAAUAAGAGAACUAGAUGUGUCUCAUCUUCCUUUAUUAAGGAAUAUACAAAAAGCCGGGAUUGAGGCAAUUAGUAAAAAGUUCAAUAUAUCUGCCUCACAGCUUAGAAUAUACUUUCAUUAUCAGCCUUCUUAUUAUUAUCUACAUGUACACUUUUGCUAUCUCAUGUUUGAAGCACCAGGAAUAUACGUGGAGAAGGCACAUCUUUUAUCAACUGUUAUAAGAAACUUAGAAUUGAUGCCGGACUAUUACACAAAGGCUGUUCUCUCAUAUAUGGUGCGUAAAGGCAGCCAACUUUAUAAGAAAUUCCAGUCACACGGAGCCCUACCACAGGAUGCUAACGUAUAAAAUGCACAAGACUGUAAAUAGUGUAAAUGAGAUCGCUUUAUCUAUAAAAAGUAGAUAACUCGUAUUUUGUAUUUGUUUAUGAUGACAUGGUAUUGAUAUGUAUUUUACAUAAUUGUACGGAUUAUAGAAAUCAAAUAUAAUCCACAUUAUAUGACUUAAAAGUA